AUAAGGAUCACCGUGUUAAUGUUGAGAGAUACUUUUCUCUUUUGAUAUAACGAGCACUUGCCGAUCUGUCCUUCGUCCUGGCCGGCGGCUUCUCUCUUUCUCGGCCCUCUCUCUCGAUCUCUGGUAACAUAUGGUUGCAUCCCACUCGAUAUCAUCAAAGAGCAACCCUCUCUGACACUGCUCACCAUCGUUAACAAAUCCUCCUCCAAUAUCCUCGUCAGGUAGGUGAACAAAAGGCUUUCAAAGAUCGAUGGGAAUACAAGAUCAUCAUGCAGAAGAUCAAGAACAUCUGAUGGCAGAUUCCAACAGAAGCAAUCAAACUUCUACCCAGAUUAGAGAUGCGGAAGAAAUUGCAUCUUCGAUUUGGGAAAAGCUUUGCCAAACGCACCCACCGGCAUGUCAGCUUUCCAUAUUUAGAGUUCCAAAUAGACUACGCAGCCAUAAUGAAACUUUCGUGCCACAAGUAGUUUCGAUCGGUCCAUUUCACCACGAGAAUAAGCAGCUGCAGGCAAUGGAAAAUAUCAAGCUGCAGUAUUUGGAAUGCCUUAUCCGUCGAAAAGAAACUGCGGAAUUGGAGUGCUUAGUAAAAGCCAUCGAUAGGAUUGAGCAGGAUUGCCGCAAAUAUUAUGCAGAAGAGGUUGAUCUUAGUAUAAAGGAAUUCAUAGAGAUGAUGGUGAUCGAUGGUUGCUUUAUCCUCGAAUUCCUCUACAGAUAUCAGCAAAAACGGGAGGGAAUACAUGUACGAGAGGAUGAUCCCGUGUUCAAGACGUCAUGGAUGCCAAGGAAAAUAAUAGCCGACUUGCUUCUACUUGAGAAUCAACUUCCGUGGUGCGUGCUCGACUGUUUGUUCAACCUCAUGCCCUCCUUAAAAACUACUGAAAAAGGGUGCUCCCGACUUGAUGAUCUUGUCUCCUUUUCUUUUUCCGAGUAUAAAAUGUUGCCAGCACCUAACUCAGCGCGCAGUCAAGAAAAGCACGCGCAUUUACUCGAUUGGUUCCGAAACUGUUUAUUAGAUGGAUCAUGUACUGUAAAACGGCGUAAUUGCUCAGAAGUCUCAGAGUGGAAACCAGUUAAGCCUGUGACAGAGCUUAUCCUGCAUGGAAUAAUUCCUUUGAAAGCUAAAGACGGAGCUAACAUCCUCGAUGUAAAGUUCGAAGAAGGCAAAAUGAAAAUCCCAGAAAUAGUUAUAGAGGAAAACACAGAAUCUGUGUUUAGAAACCUCAUCGCAUUUGAGCAUUGUGAUCCGAGGAAGGGCUAUGAAAUCACGUCUUAUGCUGCUCUCUUGGAUUGCCUGAUUAAGUCUCCCGCAGAUGCACUUAAACUCGAACAGAAAGGUAUUCUACGAACUAUUGGCUUGAGCAAUGAGGACAUGGCAAGUUUCGUAAACAGGCUGCGUUAUAAUAACGAUACCAUUUACCAUGGUUUUCUCUACUCAGACCUCUGCCAAGACUUGAACAAAUCUUCUUCCUCCAGAUGGGCAGUAUGGGGAGCACGUCUUAGGCGCGAUUAUUUUGGUGGAGAACCAAUGGAGCAAUUUGGUUUCCUUUACGGAGUCCUCGUUUCUUUUUAUUUUUCCAUGAUACAAACAGUUUUUUCUAUCCUCUCCUACACGGCUUCUAAAUCAGGCAAGUAAUUUGGUUGAUCUCAGCGUGUAUUAAUUUCUUUGAAUAAGUAGGUCUCCUUUGCAUUUUUUUAUUUUUUUUUAAAUAUUUUGUCAAACUCGAAGUGCUGCUAUUUGUAAUAUUUGUUGAUGAAAU
This is a messenger RNA of Carya illinoinensis, 1757 nucleotides long. Its product is annotated as UPF0481 protein At3g47200-like. The record is from RefSeq and is a predicted model, not a curated record. Lineage: Eukaryota; Viridiplantae; Streptophyta; Magnoliopsida; Fagales; Juglandaceae. The coding region runs from base 251 to 1633 and encodes 460 amino acids. The transcript is spliced from 3 exons.